Messenger RNA from Tribolium madens (black flour beetle), 1888 nucleotides. RefSeq names its product neurotrimin-like. The transcript has 10 exons. Gene Ontology annotation, cellular component: neuron projection. The record is from RefSeq and is a predicted model, not a curated record. Lineage: Eukaryota; Metazoa; Arthropoda; Insecta; Coleoptera; Tenebrionidae. The coding region runs from base 29 to 1210 and encodes 393 amino acids.
CUUCAGCCUGAACCCGACGUUCGGUCUAAUGGCUGAAAAACGCGCGCGUUUUCGGUCCAUCGUGGUUCUGGCAGCAGUGGUCGUCGCAGUGGCAGCCGAUUAUCUAGAAAAUCCCAAGUUUAGUGCACCCAUCACUAACGUCACUGUACCAGUUGGCAGAGAAGCAAUUCUAGCUUGUCUUGUCGAAGAUUUGGGAGGAUAUAAGGUGGCAUGGCUGCGUGUAGACACACAGACCAUCCUGACCAUUCAAAGUCAUGUGAUAACGAAGAACCACAGGAUCGGAGUGACCCACAGCGAACACAAAACAUGGUACUUGCACAUAAAAGAAGUGCGUGAGGCGGAUCGAGGGUGGUACAUGUGUCAGAUAAAUACCGACCCGAUGAAAAGCCAAAUUGGAUAUCUGGAUGUGGUCGUGCCUCCGGAUAUCUUGGACUACCCUACGAGCACCGAUAUGGUGGUACGUGAGGGAUCCAACGUGAAUCUUCGCUGUGUUGCCAAAGGAUCACCAGAACCUUCAAUUACAUGGAGACGAGAAACAGGGGAGCCUCUUAAAUUGUUAACAGGAGAAGAAGUGCCAAGCAUUGAUGGUCCUGUGUUGAAUAUCAGUCGCGUGAGUCGGCAACAAAUGGGGCCUUACCUGUGUAUCGCCUCCAACGGCAUUCCUCCAUCAGUCAGCAAACGCAUCAUGCUCAUCGUGCAUUUUCCUCCAAUGAUCUGGAUUCAGAAUCAGCUAGUAGGAGCAUACGAGGGACAACAGAUAACACUAGAAUGCCACUCGGAGGCUUUUCCAAAGUCUAUUAACUACUGGACCACUGAUAAAGGCGAAAUCGUUCCGCAAAGUGGAAAAUACGAACCAUCGUACUCGACGAACGGCUACAAGAUCCACAUGAAACUGACCAUACGGUCGAUAACUCCACAGGACUACGGGAAUUACAAAUGUGUAUCGAAAAACUCUUUAGGCGAUACUGACGGAACAAUACAAGUUUUCGCCAUACCUAAGCCAUCAAAACUUUCAAAUGGUUUAUCAAGGAAAGACAAACUAAAAAAGAAAACCAACAACGUCAUUGGAGAACUGGAAAAUAUCACCGACGGUUUGGAUGACCAGCCAGAUUCCUUGUUCCAAGAAGAGGAGUACGGUGCCGGGGAACGUGCAAAAACCGGACUUAUCUUUGUAGCUUUUUUAGUCGCGAUGCCUUUCGUCCUACAAUAAAUCUUACUCAUGUUGUGCUGUGUACAAGAGAAAUCUCAAGAUUAACGCUGAAACAAGUUGUGUUGUUCAGACGAUGAAUUUCUCUUCCUUAACUAUUUUUUAUAUGCUUCCAUUGCUACAAGUGGUUUUAGUGAUAAGGUUCAUUUGGAGAAUCAUUCUUUUUUUUUUGCAUAAUACCAUACACAAUCGUUAGAAAGGGCGAAUGUAUAUUAGUGGUUGCGACUGAUAACUGUAUUCUUUGUAAGUAUAAAUUAGGAAAAAAUAGUGCUUGAGAAAUAAAAUUAUUGGCAGUAUGUGUAAUAAUAAUAUUAAUAGGUGGAUUAAAUGCAGUCAGGGCCGCAUACAUAUGGAUUACAAGCGACAUGCAAGUGCUUAGUGUAGCAAAGUUAUGCACAUACUGAUGAGAAAACGAAUUUUGACAAAGGCUGUCCACAAAACUAGUCUCUUGUUGAGCUUUUGUGGUUAUCUGUUCUAUUUCUCUGUUUAAAUAAAAAUAAAUUUAGUGUUCAAAAGUCUGAAAGUCGCUAUGCAUAUCCUCAGUCAACCGAUCAAAUGUUUCUUCCUUCGUAUUUAGGUUGUUUAUUCUCUUUGUGUAUAAAAAACGAGUAUGUGAAUAGCUGUAACAUUCCAUUUUGUAUUGUAAAAAAAACUUGCUACUAAAAUUAAAUAAAAUAGUUU